Messenger RNA from Plasmodium knowlesi strain H, 7047 nucleotides. RefSeq names its product conserved Plasmodium protein, unknown function. The transcript is spliced from 9 exons. The record is from RefSeq and is a predicted model, not a curated record. NCBI's taxonomy places the organism in Eukaryota, Apicomplexa, Aconoidasida, Haemosporida, Plasmodiidae. The coding region runs from base 1 to 7047 and encodes 2348 amino acids.
AUGAUUUCUGAUGAAGAUUCGCCCUUUCUAAUAGAAAACUUGAAAAGCAUACUGCAAAGAGGAAACACAAAGGUCGUCCGCGACAAGAGGAAGAAGUACGUUGAUGAUAUCUUUGAUUUAGCACUUAGGAACUUGCGCUCAGGAAGGAGAAAAAUAAAAAAGUCUCAAAAAAUAGACCUUAGAAGAGUGUCAAAGGAGAUACAAAAUGGUGAAGGUUACCUCGAAGGUGAAGCAUUAACCCUUUCGAACGGGUUCUCGUCUGACGUGUGCAGCACAAAACAGGAAAGUGAACGGUAUAAUGAGUGUGCUUUUUCCGACAAGGCUAAUUACGAUUCGGAAAAUUUUGAUGAUGAAGAACAUUCUGAGUUUUCCCCUGGGUUGAGGAUCGACGAAGAUAUCAGACUCUUCAAUGAGAGUACUAAGAGGAAGUUAUUUAAUGAUUUACUCGACUAUUACAAUGUACUAAAAUUAGAGCAUUUUGAUGGGAGCUACAGUUGUGGACAAUCAUCUUAUCCACAUGAGGAUUUUGGACUUGGCCAGGAUCACAGUGGAUGUGAAAAUUUUCCAAGAGGAUUCGAGAAAAAUGUGUUGGAUAAAUCCCCACUGGAAGCGGAACAUGCCACAUCAAGAUGUGGAGGGAAGACAAAGCAACAUAAUCAUAGUGUAGGGGGAAAGACGCAACACUCCCUCCUUACCAAUGAUAAAAAAUGUAUGAAUAGAAGCGGUGCCUCUAAAAGUAAUGCUCAUGGAAGGGUCACUCCACAGUCUGUCCUUUCAAAUGGAAUGAUAAAAAAGAAGAAGGAAAAUAUAGAGCAUGCUUUUACAAACUUGGCGAAGCCCACUGUCACUGAAGACAGGAAAUUCAAAUCGGUUCAGCAGAAUUGUGGAGGCAUAGAACGAGAUUCAGGAGGAGAAAGAAAAAGUACCCACAAGGGGAGUAAUAAACAUAAUGUAGAUACGAAGGAGGCUAAGAACGGAAACAGAGGACUCGAAAGUUGUAAAGAUUUAGCGAAUGGAAAGAUUGAAGAAGUUGCUUCUUCCCAUUCCACUCAUGCUGGUAAAUCGAAAUGCACAAGUGGAGGAAACCUCAAAAUAUAUGGUUCAAAAAUAUUGCCUAGUAAAAAAUAUGUAAAUAUUCCAAAGUUGAAUUUUGGGCCUGCGCUGAGUGUACCGAAUGAGGUUGGGGAAGUAGGAGAAAUGACCGCUGAAAGGGGUGCUUCUAAAAACGGCAAAGUUUAUAAGGAGAAAAGGGGAAGUAGAAAGUUAAACGUAAAUAAAAAUGAUAACCACUUAGAAAGAGAUGCCAGUGAGCCAUCAACAGAUGCACAUGCCUGCGAUGAGGAGAGGAGUCAUGUGAGCCUUAAAAGUUGUGUUUCUAGUAGAUUAGAUCAUUCGAGGCUAAAUGAAGAGAGAAAAAAGCGGAACCUCCCACCAGAGGAAGAAGAAUUAGACAGUAAAGAAACAGACACCUUCCUAAGUAAGGAGCAUAUUUGUAAAAGUUCAAUAAUUCCUUCGACCAGAAAUGGCCUGAAUAUAAAUCAAAACGGUGGUAAAAAAAGAGCCCACAGAGCAACAGCGUCUAAUUUGAGCAAUGGAAUGGAAAAGAGCAGAAGGCUUAUCGAGCACUUGACGAGGAAGACAAUGUACAAGGGGGAGAACAAGAAAAAGGGAGUAAGGAAAAAUAAAGAAAAAGUGAAGAAAUAUUUUAUGGAUUCUUCCAAUACGGGGAAUGGAAACAACUUCACGCGUGUGAAGGAAAAAGUGGAUCGUGAAAGGAAGAAGGUCGAUCGUGAAAGGAAGAAGGUCGAUCGUGAAAGGAAAAAGGUCGAUCGUGAAAGGAAAAAAGUGAAUCGUGAAAAGAAAAGAGUACAUUGUGAAAAGAAAAAAGUGGAUAUUGAGAAAUGGGAAAAUAAAUCGAACAGUAGGAACUUCGAGGGAGACUCCUUAGAAGGAGAUAUUAUGGAGAGAAAAAGAAAAAACGGGAAAUUACCCCUUCCGAAAGGGAGUGAUCAGUUCCUAUGUUAUGUGAACAGUAGGGGGGAAAAAAAGAAGGAAGGGAAAUACGAAGGGGUUAGGAUAAGCUCUGUGGAGUCCUCAAAAUCUGACAAGGACGGAAGUAGUAGAAGUUCUCAUUUGAUGCCAACUUUCGAGGGACAUCACACACAAGGUAGCAAAAGGAAUGACAAAGAGGUACUAGAAGAUGGAUCUUUAGAGAUGCUCAAGUUGUCCAUGAAACAUUUUCAUAUUUCCAAAGGGGAAGGAGAUGAAGAGAAACUUAAACUUCGCGAAAGGUAUCCUUCUGAGGGAAAAGUAGGGUAUGACCAAAAAGGAGAAUAUAUUUUUUGCGAAAAAUGUAGGGAGAUACAUGCAAAUAUGGAAGAUGAUAAUUUGAAAAAUGGUUUCAGUCAAGACAUGAUGUCUAAGAGUGUUCUUAAGGGAGAACAGAGGUAUCAUCAAUGCGGCAGAAAAGGGGAACGUUCCAAUGAGGACUGUUCCUAUGUAACCCUUGAAGAAGUUUCUAAAAAUGGAGCGCAUAACUUUUAUUUUCGAAAAAGCACAUACACCAGUUUAAGGGGAAAAUCUAUCCUCCUGAGUGGCGUAGGUGAUGGGGGCGCGAAGCACAGUGAAUCAGAUUUGUCUAAUUCGGUGAGAUUUUCCCUAAUUAGCUACCUCAGCGAGGGUGAGCACUAUCAUGAUCCGAAUGACGACAAGUAUCUUUAUCCAUUCUGCGACGAGAUGUAUGAAGAUGGAAAAAUUGCAGGAGAGUUCGACCUCCCCAGGGAGGUCUAUGCUCUGGAUAACGGUAACGAAAAUGACAACGAAAAUGACAACCAAAAUGAUAACCAAAUCGGUAACCAAAUCGACAAGGAAGACCUCUAUUUAGCCUUUCAACAAUCAAUACCCAGCGGGGAGAAGUCGCUCCCAGAUGAAUUACUACGCAGUAAGUCGCCUACCAACAAUGUGGAGAGCGAAUCUAGCGAUGACACACAAUUCAGAAGAUGUGACUACGUUCGAGGGCAUAUUUGCAGAAUAUUGAAAAAGGAAAAUUGGGAUGAUCAAGCUGAAAGUAUGUUAAACCUUUUCUUCCACUACGUGGAGGUAGAGGGAAGAUGUGAUAAAAAUGGCUACACACUGAUUAGGAAGGACAUGACAAGGGAUAAAAAGGAAAUUCGAAAGGGAGGAAGAGGAAAAAAGGGAAACAAAACGGGUGUAUGGAAACAGAAGCAUCAGAAGGUAGACCUAGAAAGGGGAGAAAGAAGUGGGGGUAUGGACAAAUUGGAAAGGGUUUAUUUGGAUGACGUCCCAAAGAGCCUUCCACUGACCAUGCUAAUAGUAAGAAACUACGAGGAGGAGAAUCUGCAUCAUCAACAUGGACAGCGGAAGGGGAAAAACGAAAAGGUAAGCGUAAGAUACAAAGUAGAGUUGACAGGUAUGAAAAAUUUCGUGCGGAUAAAGAAAGCAAUUGAGAAGGAAAAAAAAUUGUUUUCAAGGAUAGAGAGGAUAUAUGAUUUUUGUACUUUCGAUGAAGAGGACUGUGGAGAACGGUAUGACAAUAAUAUCGUGGAUAGGUUUAUUCCAUUUCCUAAAAUGGGGUGGAGUUGUUCCAAGGAAGGUUAUCAGCAUGAGGUGUUAAGUGUUCUUCACUCCACCUUGGCUCAGGAAAGGAAAGACUUCCUUUUUCAUGAUGAGGGGGAGAAUCCCAUUAAUGCGGAUAGGAGCCACGUGGGUGGAAAAGGCCUCAUGCUUGAUAAUGCCCUUUUAAGGGUUCCGAAGAAGGAGGGAACUAACAAGGCUAAUAAGUUUGUAAAGAGAUCCCCUCUCGCCAAAUGGAAUGUUAAUGUGUGUACCAAAUUGAUAAAACAGCCUGGUGGAAAAAACGCUCUUGUGAAAAAGGAUUACAAGGGUGUAGCUAUCCAUUUUUAUGAAAAGGAUCCUAUGAAAUGUUCCUUUAAGAAAGGUGUACCUGCUGUAUUUGGAAGCCCCAAAGGAAAAGCAAUCCAAAUAGGUACGUCUAAAAAAUUCCCGCUUCUGAAAAAAUCUGCAUGGGAAGGGAGUUACCCAAGGAUAAAAGAUGUUAAAUGCGGAAAGGGGCAUCAUGUAACUAAUUUUAAAGAUUAUCUUACCGAAGUGAGAAAUACACGAGGAGGUAAUAAAACAGAGGAGCCUUUUCCAAAGGGUGGAAAAAAAAGUAAAGACUCAAAAGAUACACAAGGGUGUUCCCCUUUAUCAAGUUCCAUCGUAAAAAUCGUAGAUGAUAAGAACGACGAGAAGGUUAUUACAGAUAGUUUUCUUCUACAAACAGGGGUAGAAGCAGAAGUAGUUAAGAGCGAAAUUUCGAACCGUUCAAAGGGAGAACUGGGUUCGUAUAGGAAGUUAAAAAGUUCUUCAUAUCAUAUCCUUAAAAGGGGAGGAAGUAAGAAAGACGGAGACUUCAAACUGGUCAUUGAUCCUCAGAAGGGCGUGUUGGACACUCUGGGAAGUGCUCAUAAUGGUUCCCUAAAGAAUCAUCAUGACGAGGUGCUUAGAAAAGAAUAUCGGGAAGGGGAGAACAAAGAAGGAGACUCUAAGAUGUUUGAAGAUUCAUAUGAGAGGAAGAAGAGUGAGGAUGGUGAGCACUCGCAUAGGAGGUUUAAGACGGAUAAACAGAACUACACACCAAUUGAGAAUGGAGCCCAAAGUCUAAAUGAAGUAGGAUCAUCAGGGAAACCUCGUGGAAAGGGAGAAAAACAACCCUCUAAUGAAAAGGAGGAAGGAAUUCAAACGUUGCAGGUAGAGGGGAGAAGCGAAGAAGAGUUAAGUUCUCUAUCUAAGGAUGGAAAAAGGAAAACGGAAGAUAAAGAAAACUAUAACAGUAGGAGAAGUGAGGGGAUGGUUGACAAGUUUCACCCUAAUGUGAUAGAACGAUUUUACGAGUCUUUCAAACGGAGCAAGAUGGGAAAGGAGGAAGGGAGAAAUUGGAAAGAAGCGGAGGAAAGCGGUUUAGAACAAAAAGGGGAUACGCUUAACAAGGAAGGUUCGCCUCGAAAAAUGCUUAAGUCCAAGGAAGUAGCAUCCUCAAGGAAAAACAGUCUUAGACGCAAGGGUUCUCUCAGAGAGGGGAGGAGCAUAUCACAUACUGUGAGCAAACAUGAGAAGGAAAUGAAGCAGAAUUGUGAUUUCGGCCCACCAGCUGAGAACAAAAUUGGCAGUGGUAAAGACGAAAAGACCAACAUCGCAGAAGGGUUUUUUAAGAAAAGCGAAUUUAAUGAUAUUACCUAUUUUAGGAACAAUAUCCAGGAAAAGAUUUUCCCCUUAAUGUUAGCAGAAGGGAGGAGUCCCCCACGUGUGAGCAAUAAAAAUGAAAUAAGGUGGACUACCUCGCCCCACGGGACGAGCCAUAUGUUUAAUGCUCCUAGGAAGGAUGACACUCUCACGAGGAAUAACUCCAAGCGGAGAACGAACUUGGUGGGACACCGAAAAAGGAGUCUUAUCAAACGAAGGGGAAAUCUAUCACCCCGCGUGGUGAACACGUUUUUUCCACACAAAAUGACGCGGAGCCAGAUGGGUAAAUCAGUUAUAAAAAAUGAAAAAGGGAUGGCAACGAAUUCGAACUAUGUGGAUUUAAGGAAUAUUGAAUGUUCUAAAAGUACCCUCGAAUUUCUUCUUGAAAGAAAAUAUCUCAAAAGAAAUAAUGCAGAUGAAGGAACGGAUGGUACUGAGGUGCAGAAGAAGAAGGAAAAAAAAAAAAAAAAAAAAAAAAAAAAAGACCUUUCACUUGCUUGCAACCAGAGUGAAGGACGAGUGUUGCCCAAACGGUUUGAGAUGAGUAGACAAGAAAAUGCAAAAAAAAUGUCAAGCAAGAAAAUCGCAAUUCUGAAAGGAGUACCAGAAACAGAUCAGUUCUCAAAUCUGAGUUACUUUGAAGGCGGAAAAGGAAGGCCCCCUAUCAGUUGGACGCGAAAAUAUUCUAUUGAUGAGGGGAAAAAAAAAAAAGAAGAAAAGAGGGUUCGUCCACUACCGUCGUCGUCAUUACCAUCCUCAUCAUCAUCAUCGUCGUUGUCAUCUUCACGAAGGUCAGCCACCACAACAGGAGCAACACACGAAGCAGCCCUCGCAAGAAAACUCGCACGAGGAGUGGAAAAAAGGGAGGCUUUAAAUUUUCCACAAAUCAAGGAAGCACACACAUCGUGCACGUUGCGCUCAAAUGAUGAAGCAAAAGCAACUCCUUUUGGGUAUUACCUCUUGACACAGGAAAAAGACGGAAGGAAAAUUAAAAGUUCAAGUUACGCGCAAUCGAAUAUAAGCAGCCUCAGUUAUAGGUUAAGAAAAUUUGUUCGAGUGAAACGGGAAAUUUACUUAAGUGAUAUGGACGUGGAGCGUUCGUCCGGGAUGGAUUCCAGGGUGGUGGAAGAGAAGGCAGAAGGAAGGGUCGAAGGAAGGGUCGAAGGGAAGGACGAAGAGAAGGCAGAAAGAAGAGUGGGUGAGCAGAUCCGUCAAGCAGGGCAUCACAAAAGUGACCAACGAAAGGCCCCACACAAGGACAAGCACAAGAGUGCAAGCAAAAUAGGAUCGCCCCUACGCAAAGCUCCCGGAAAGAGGAUCAAACAGACAUAUCAUUUCUUAACCAUUAAAAUAAACAUCAUCACAGUCUUCCUACAAAGCUCGUAUAUUAAAAGAAUUAACAUGAACGUAAGUUACAACAUACAGGUGAAAAUUUAUUCGUCUAGUGAUAGGAAGACCAUCGAGAAAAAUUGGACGAAGGAGACCUUCCCAUGCUACUUCACAUCACACACAAGCGGCAUAGGCUUAAGCUCUGACGCGUUCAAGAAGAUUGACGUAAUGUGUGAAAGUGAGUCGAGGCAGAUCUUCAAACUGGUUGUAUCUUGUCGUCGGGAGAAGUCCUUCCUCAAAAAGGAGCUCAUACGAAUUUACAGCAGGACGUUUGAGGCGCCCAUAGAAUUGAAAACCUACUCCCUGAGCAAAAACAAGAAGUACGCCUUCGAAACGGGAAGUUCAAACGACGAGCUGUACGAGAUGAAUGGUAACAUUAUCAUGGGUACUUUGUAA